Messenger RNA from Thecamonas trahens ATCC 50062, 503 nucleotides. RefSeq lists its product as uncharacterized. The coding region runs from base 198 to 503 and encodes 101 amino acids. The record is from RefSeq and is a predicted model, not a curated record. Lineage: Eukaryota; Apusomonadida; Apusomonadidae. The transcript has a single exon.
AGGCAAUGAUGAAUUGUUACCCAUACAUUCGCAGUGUUACGUCUGAAACUGGAAUAUCCGACCGGUCGUGCCUAGACCCACACGUUGUUCCAUGGUAGAGGUCUUGGGUUGAGCCCCUUCUGCUUUUUGCAGCUGCGGGUUCCCCAUUCUCUAUUGUGUUGAGCCGUGUUGGUACGACCGGAACCGGUCCAGAGCCCAUGACUGAGGCAAAAAUACAAUGCCUUCCUUGGACUGAGUCUCUUGCAAUCUUCCUGCAUUGGUCUUCCCGUUCUUCCUUCUUCCUCCUCUUUGCCUGUCCUCCCGCGUCCCGCUGCCUUCAUGAAGCGCCGCACGAGAGACAGACAAAGUGGAUGGUGAGGUUGAUGGUCGGCGACCAAUGUCCGGACUGGAUUAUUUUUUUCCCCUUGCACCGCAUGCCAUCACCCUUUCCCUUGCGCCCAUACUCAUCAUCGAUGACUCGAAUCAUGAAACAGACGACAAGGUUGUGUACCAUGCUCUGCUAA